Molecule: messenger RNA, 962 nt
Organism: Drosophila innubila
Lineage: Eukaryota; Metazoa; Arthropoda; Insecta; Diptera; Drosophilidae
Product: antigen 5 like allergen Cul n 1
Exons: 3
Coding region: 1-870 (289 amino acids)
Source: RefSeq, a predicted model, not a curated record
AUGCCCAGAAGCACCUAUAAAUGCCACAGUCCAAUACCAAACAAGCAACAAACAGUGAGCAGCAUGCAACAGUAUUGUAAGCAUCUUUUGGCCACAACUUUGCUGCUUUUGCUGCAGCAGGUCUAUGGCCAAAAUGCAACUACCAAUUAUUGCCAGCCAGGAUUGUGUUCCAUGCUCAAAAAACACAUUGCCUGCAGGAACAAUGGCGAAUUGGCCAAAGCCUGUCCACCAAAUGCUCAGCUGUUGAAUCUCACCCAGCAUCAGCCUCUGAUUCUCAACGAGCACAAUCUUCUGCGCAAUUUGCUGGCCUCUGGUAAAGUGGAGAACUUGCCGUUGCCAGAGAAGAUGGCCACCAUGCAAUGGAGUGAGGAACUGGAGCAGCUGGCCACACUGAAUGUCAAGCAGUGUGCCCUGAUCUAUGAUCCCUGUCACAACACACUCGAGUUUCGCAAUUCUGGCCAGAAUCUGGCACUGCAGAACAUUAGCACUGCAGUUGAGGUGACGGAUGAGGAGCUGCUCAAGGAGAACAUAGAUCGCUGGUGGGAACAGCAUAAUAAUGUCACCCGACAGCGAGUAGCCAAGUAUCCCAAGGAGACCAAGAUCAGCGAUUUUAUACGCAACUUUGCUCUCAUGGCUCGGGAUAACAACACCUACGUGGGCUGUGCUGCCAUGAGAUACACCAAGAAUUUUCUCCAGCACUUCCUGCUGGCCUGCAAUUACGCCAGCAACCCAGUUGCCGAGUAUCCAAUUUACAGAAUCAAGAGUCGUGGCUGCCAGAACGGACAUGACAAGUUUUACCCGGCACUUUGCAAGGCAGGCGAACAGUACAGAGAGGUUGAGCCCCUGGAGCCCAACAAGUGGCCCAAAUAGGGGAAAUACUUUUGCAUAUGUGCAUGAAAUAUUUAUGAAUAAAGUGCAGCCUGCUAUUGACGGCAAACAUUACUCUUAAAGGCAACAAACAA